Molecule: messenger RNA, 927 nt
Organism: Perkinsus marinus ATCC 50983
Lineage: Eukaryota; Perkinsozoa; Perkinsida; Perkinsidae
Product: serine-threonine protein kinase, plant-type, putative
Exons: 8
Coding region: 1-927 (308 amino acids)
Biological process (GO): protein phosphorylation
Molecular function (GO): protein kinase activity; ATP binding
Source: RefSeq, a predicted model, not a curated record
AUGAUGAUGAUGAUGCCGACUGAUCUCAAUCUCAAUAGAAUUGCUCUCGAGUACCCCUAUGCGGAGCUGGCCGCAUCUACUGAUAAUUUCUCAUCAAGGUACCGGCUGGGGCAGGGGUCCUAUGGGAGUGUAUAUAAAUGCCAACUGAAGGAUCAAACAGAAGUCGCUAUCAAAGUUCUGAGAGCACCUAAGGAGUCGGGUUUUCGGGAAGAAGUUGAAGUUCUGUCGAAAUUUCGGCAUCCUAAUUUGGUCAUCCUCAUGGGGUUUGCCAGAAACGGUAACGAACGGUUGCUAAUUUAUGAACUCCUGGAGGGUGGUGAUUUAUGUUCGCGGCUGUCGGCUCCCAACAGCGCUAAAACGUUCCCGUGGACUCUCCGUGUGUCGGUGGCCCUCGAUGCUUGCCUUGGCCUCAGCCACUUGCACAAUUCUACUCCUAAGGUCUUUCAUAGAGAUAUAAAGUCUCAAAAUAUAAUACUCGAUAAAAGUGGCAACGCCAAAGUAGCGGACUUCGGCCUGGCAUUAUUGGCGACGGCGAAGGGGGACGACGGCCAGAAAGUUGAUAUGUGCUCUGGAACCAUCGGUUAUGCAGAUCCUUUGUAUAUUUCAACGUCGGUGGUAACUGAAAAAUCAGAGGUAUACUCCUUCGGUAUGGUUCUGUUGGAACUGCUCACGACGAAGCCCCCGGCACUGCAGGACCCGCGGACUAAGGCGAUCACGGAGAUGUAUAAGGGAAUUAAUAAGGAGAAGUUGUGGAAUAUGAUUGAUUCCAGAGAAAGUCGGCGGCCUGUUUUCGUGGAGGUUGCGAAGGCGCUGAGGGAACUAAAACGGAAGAGCCAGAGUAUAGCCCAACAGCAACAGGCUGCGAUGGGCGGGGCUAUGUACGCUGCUGGGGGAGCACCCAACCCUGACAUGCGGAAUAAUGUGUAA